Linum tenue is the source of this 504-nucleotide messenger RNA. The record is from the annotation of a GenBank genome assembly. NCBI's taxonomy places the organism in Eukaryota, Viridiplantae, Streptophyta, Magnoliopsida, Malpighiales, Linaceae.
AGAGGAUGUCUUCUAAUUGCAACUGGCGUUGAUGGAAACAGGCGGAUUUUCCCGCUUGCAUUUGCAUUAGUGGAAGGGGAGAACAGCUUAAGUUGGGCAUGGUUCUUUGACCAACUACACGAACACGUGACACAACGGGAAGAUAUUACGAUUAUAUCCGAUCGACAUGCGGGGAUUAGGAAUGCUGUUGGUGGUUUUCCCGACGAGUGGGGAUGGAGAUGGAGAUGGUGUAUUCGACACUGGCUCGCCAAUUUCCAGCACAAAUUUGGGAAGAAGAAAGACAUCAAAAAUCAACUUUGGAAUGCAGCGGUUGCACAUCAACCAAAAAAGUAUGAGCAGAAGAUGAAAACAAUUCGUCAGACCCACCGAGCUGGAGCAGUAUGGGCUGAAGGUCAAGAGUUGCCCAUGUGGACGUUCCAUAUGGACAACGGGGCCAGAUGGGGCAUUGCAACUACCAACCAUGGAGAAAGUAUAAAUAAUGUGUACAAGGGUCUUCGAGCGAUG